AUGGCACCUUACCUUCAGGGCGAUUACUCGUCGAGCGACUCGGGCCCCAGCGAGGCAUCGACCCCUCCGCAGUUGGCUGUCACCAACGGCAAUGAUGCGCGGGAGCCCGAGCCGAUCGCCAUCAUUGGCAUGGGAUGUCGGCUCCCCGGUGGUGUCAAAUCCCCCCAAGACCUCUGGAAGCUCCUCAUGAACGGGGGCUCCGGCCAGGGCGACGUCCCCCCGUCACGCUGGAACAUCGACGGCUUCUAUCACCCCAACGGCCAGCGACCGGGAAGCAUGAACACCAAGGGCGGGUACUUCCUCGACGAGGACAUCCGGCAGUUCGACAAUGGCUUUUUCGGCAUCAACAACCUGGAAGCCACCUACAUGGACCCCCAGCAGCGGAAGCUCCUGGAAGUCUGCUACGAGUGUUUUGAGAGUGCGGGCGCUACCUUGGAAUCUCUCUCGUCGGCCAACGUGGGAUGCUACGUGGGAAACUUCACUAUCGAUUUCAUCACGAUGCAGGCAAAGGAGGCCGAGUAUUUCCAUCGCUAUAACGCAACAGGCAUGGGAACCACCAUCCUCUCCAACCGUAUCAGCCACGUCUUCAACCUUACGGGGCCGAGUGUGGUCCUUGACACGGCUUGCUCGUCAUCGCUCUAUGCCCUUCACAUGGCCUGUGCUGCCAUCGACGCAGGGGAAUGCGACUCGGCCGUCGCCGCCGGCGCGAACUUGGUUCAGGCCCCAGAGCAGCACAUCGGCACCAUGAAGGCCGGCGUGCUUUCGCCCACGUCCACCUGCCACACCUUCGACGCCUCAGCCGACGGCUACGGCCGCGCGGACGGCAUCGGCGCCAUCUACCUCAAGAAGCUGAGCAAAGCGCUCGAGGACAACGAUCCGAUCCGCGGCAUCGUCCGCGGGUCAGCCGUCAACGCCAACGGGCGCACCAACGGCAUCACGCUGCCCAGCUCCGACGGCCAGGAGGCCGUCAUCCGCAAGGCCUACGCAAAGGCCGGACUAGACUACCGGUACAACGAAACCGACUACGUUGAGUGCCACGGCACCGGCACAGCCGUGGGUGACCCCAUCGAGCUCGAGGCCGUGUCGCGCGUAUUCAAGAAGCGCCUAGUGCAGAGCCCGCUGCACGUCGGCUCCGUCAAGACGAACCUGGGCCACUCCGAGGCCGCUUCCGGCUUCUCCAGCAUCUUCAAGGUCGCCAUGGCCCUCGAGAAGGGCGUCAUCCCCCCCACCAUCGGCGUUCGGAAUAUCAACCCCAAGAUCAAGACCGACGAAUGGGGCGUCAAGAUCGUCACCGAAGCUACCGAGUGGCCCACCCAGUCCAUGAUGACUCUGGGGAAGGCCACGCGCCGCGCUGGCGUCAAUUCCUUUGGCUACGGCGGUGCGAACAGUCACGUCAUUCUGGAGGCUGUGGACAACUUUGUCCCACGUCCAGAGGGUCCCUCUUCCCAGACGCUGUCGAAGCUCCGAUCGACCUUCAUCCUCCCGGUCUCUGCCAACUCCCCUGCUUCCUUGGACGGCCAACUGAGCAACUUGUCCUCCCUCCAGCUGGACGGACUCAACGUUGUCGACCUGGCCUACACCCUCGGCACCCGUCGAUCGCGACUGUCUAGCCGAGCGUACACCCUCGCCGGACAGGAGACGCUGGGUGAAAGCCUGCGACGCGAGAGCUUCGUCAUGGCCGCCGGAGCCGCCGACACCAGCCUCCCGCUGGCCUUCGUCUUCACAGGGCAAGGAGCCCAAUGGGCGCAGAUGGGCAAGGAGCUGAUCGAGGAGAUCCCGUCGUUCCGCAAGAGUCUGGUCGAGCUGGACAACGCCCUGCAGAAGCUGCCCCAUCGCCCAUCCUGGACGCUGCGACAGGCCCUGCUGGAUCCCAAGGAAACCUCCAUGAUCAACCAUGUCACGCGGUCGCAGCCCGUGUGCACCGCCAUCCAGAUCGCCUUUAUCCAGCUCCUGUGGAAGUGGGGCAUCGAGCCAGCCGCCGUCAUCGGCCACUCGUCCGGUGAGAUCGCCGCCGCAUACGCCGCUGGUCGUCUGACGGCCGAGGAGGCCAUCAUCGUGGCGUACUACCGUGGUUACGUGGUCGGACACCGCCAGCUCCCUUCCAAGGGGGGCAUGAUGGCGGCCGGUCUAGGCCGAGAUCAAGCCCAGACGGAAAUCGAUACCCUGGGUCUACCCGACUCGAUCAGGGUGGCUUGCAUCAACUCGCCCGAGAGCGUGACCAUCAGCGGAGACGCCGACGGCAUCGACAGUAUGCUGGCGCACCUGCAAGGGAAGGGUCUGUUCGCCCGGAAGCUCAACACAAACGACCGCGCCUACCACUCCCACCACAUGCUCCUCCUUGGCCAGGAGUACGAGCAGCUUCUCACCGAGAACCUGCCUCUCCGGACCUUCCAGCCGGACGGCAAAGCCCGCUGGGUGUCGUCCGUGACUGGGCAGGAGGUGACGGCCAAGGUCAAGCCUUCGUACUGGAGAGCCAACCUGGAGUCGCCCGUCUUGUUUAGCGACGCGGUGGAGGGCAUCAUGCAAAUCUCCAAGCACCACCUAGUCGAACUGGGUCCCCACUCGGCUCUGGAGAUGCCAAUCAAGCAGACCAUGGCAAAGCUGAACCUGAAGGCCGGCAGCGACUUCCACUACUCGGCCGCCCUCACUAGGAAUAAAAACGCCGUCACCUGCCUGUUCAGCCUGGUCGGGAACCUGUUCCUGCACGGCUAUCCCGUCGACUUCGCCCAAGUCAACUACGUUGAGGCGCCGACGACGGGCCUGGCGCGGCACGCCGCCCGGUACCCGGCCCACCAGCAGGGCAAGGUCAUCGCUACCCUGCCCCCUUACGCCUGGAGUUACGACACCCUGUUGUGGAGCGAGUGCCGUUUGAGCACCGAGUUCCGCAACCGCAAGCACUUGCACCACGACCUGCUAGGCGCACAGAAGCCCGGCGGCAACGGCAGCGAGACGACGUGGCGGAACGUGCUCCGGGCCCACGAUGCGCCCUGGCUGCUCGACCAUCGGCUGGAGGACACGGUGGUCUUCCCCGGCGCUGGCUACAUCGCCAUGGGUAUCGAAGCUAUCAGCCAGGUGAGCGGCAAGACGGUGACGGACCCCGCCGGAAUCUCGGUCAGCCUACGGCAGUUCCACAUUCUCAAGGCGCUUCCGCUGUCGGCCGACGCGAACGCCCCCGGUGUCGAGAUCUUCACGCAGAUCAGGCCGAUGGCGCUGUCGGCCACGGCAGACUCCAAGACCUGGUGGGAGUUCGAGGUCACCAGCUACCGCGACGAGCUCGCCACCACCCACGCCACGGGCAAGAUCAGCAUCGCCGAGACGCGCGCGUCGGACCUGGUCAAGCCCGCGCUGGUGCCCGGCGACGCCGACCUCGAGGCGCUCGCCAUGCGCAACUGGUACGGCCAGUUCACCAAGGUGGGGCUGAACUACGGCCCGGAGUUCGCGGCGCUCUCGGAGAUGCAGACGCCGCGGUCCAAGACCGGCAUGCACGCCGUCGCGAGGACGCCGCUGCUGCAGGGCGGCGGCGAGGGCAAGGACGCGCAGUCGACGUACCUGGUCCACCCCGUCACCAUCGACGUCAUGCUGCAGGCCGGCAUCAUCGCCAGCACGUCGGGCGUGAUCAAGGACCUGGCCGCGAACGUGCCGGUCGCGAUCGAAGAGGCCUACUUCCACGCCCCCGCGGCGCGGGCCGUGUCCGAGGAGGAGCAGGAGCACUACUUCAUUGACGCCAACGCCCAGCGCAUCGGCUUCUCGGCUUACAUGCUCAACGCCUGCCUCCGCGAUGGACAGGACCGCCCCGUUGUUGUCUUGAAGGACGUCCGCGUGACCGGGUACCAAGGCGGCGCAAAGGUAGCGGAUGAGGAGGAGGAGCGUGAGCCUAUGCUGCGCCUGGUCUGGAAGCCCGAUGUCACGACUCUGUCGAGCAGCGAGCUGGCCAAGUACCUCUCGAUCUGUGAAGAGGACCAACUCGUUUCCAUGGUCGACCUCUUCUCGCACAAGAACCCUCGCCUACGCGUCUUGGACGUCGGCCAAUCGGACGAGCUCACGUCGGCCUUCCUGGACGCUCUCCGGGCACGGAGCGCAUUCAAGCGGUGCGGGGCAUACGCCCGAGGCCAGUUUACGGCAGAAGACGGCCUUGUCAUCGAGACGGUAGACGGCAAGCAGCCUCUCGGUGAGGGGAAGAAAGCCUCGUCGACCGGACAAGAGGAAUAUGACGUCGUCAUCGUCGGCGAGGGCCUUGCCGAUGACCUCUACGCUCGUCUGGCAGAACUCGUGAACCCCGGUGGCGCCGUCUUGAAGAUGACGUCGAGCCCUUCAAAGCCCCUGGAUGGCUUUACUUGCAUCGACACGGCUGCAGCGUCGGGUAAGAUCUUGGAGGUGUCGACGCGGGCCAACGACAAGAAGGCCGCCACCGUCUCGGACGCCACUCCUAUCCUGAUGGUGGAAGAGGCCGCGGAAGAGCCGUUCAACAGCGCCCUGGCCAAACACCUCGCCGAAACAUUCGGGCAGGACGUGAAGCGUGUACUUCUGCACGAACUGACGAGCAGCGCCGUCACGACCCAGACCCUGGUGGUCUCCACCGUCGAACUGCGUCGGCCGGUCCUUUCAACACUCACCAACGAGGAGAUGGAGUACGUCAAGUUCAUCACCGACAACGCGCGGAGUCUGUUGUGGAUCACGGGUGGCGACAACAUGGACGGGAAGCGUCCCGACUUCGCCCUUAUGUCGGGCCUGUCGCGCGCGCUUAUGCUGGAGCAGCCGUCCCUGGCCAUCACGAUGCUUGAUCUGGACGUCGUCGCGCCGGAACAGCAGACCCUGCAGAGCAUCACUGCGGUGCUCCGUCAGUCGGUCGAAUCGACCACCCCGGACGCCGAGUACGCAUACAAGAACGGCCUGCUCCACGUCAGUCGGAUGCUGCCCGAGGAGGACAUGAACGCCACAUUCCGCGCCAGGCAGGGCCAAAUCUCCGCGCUUGCCACUCUGGACGAGGCGAAACCGGCUCGUCUGACCAUCGGCACCGUGGGACAGUUCGACACCCUUUCCUUCAUCCGUGAGGUACCAGACCUCUCGCCGCUGGCUCCGGGGACUGUCGAGAUCGAGGUCAAAUCCGUCGGCCUGAACGCCAAGGACUUCUACGCCCUCGCCGGAAAGGUCAACACAAAGGACGGAGUUUGUAAGCUGGAGUGCAGCGGCAUCGUCACACGCGUGGCCUCCAGCGGCGUGGAGCGGUUGGCAGUGGGCGACCGCGUGGUCUCCAUGGGGCCGGGCCACUUCCUGACGCACGAGCGGGUUCCGGAGUGGGCAUGCCAGAAGCUGCAGGACGACGAGGACCUGCACGUGGCGACAACGCUGCCGCUGGUCUUCUCCACGGCCCUCUACGCCCUGCACCACCGCGCCCACCUCCAGAAGGGCGAGUCGGUGCUGAUCCACUCGGCCGCUGGUGGCUUGGGCAACGCCGCCAUCCAGAUCGCCCAGCUGUCGGACGCCGAGAUCUUCGCAACCGUCAGCACCGAGGAGAAGCGGGAGUACCUCGUCAACACGUUCGGCCUGCAGCGCGACCACAUCUUCAACUCGCGUGACUCGUCGUUCCUGCCCGCCAUCCUGGCUGCCACCGGCGGGAGGGGCGUGGAUGUCGUGCUGAACUCGCUGACCGGGGACCUGCUGCAUGACAGCUGGCGGGCCUGCGCCCGCUGGGGCCGGUUCGUCGAGGUCGGAAAGCAAGACAUCGUCGACGCCGGCAAGCUGGAUAUGGAGAUGUUCCGCCGCAACGUCACCUUCACUGCCUUUGACCUCAGCGAACUGUCCGAGGAGGGCCAGCCGCAACUCAACCGCAUCGCCUCGAGUCUGCUUGCGGAAACCAUGUCUCUCUACAGGCAAAAGAAGAUCAAGGCCAUCGAGCCCAUGCGCGUGUUUGACGUGUCCGAAAUCACGCAAGCAUACCGCUACUUCGGGCUUGGUAACCGGAUCGGCAAGAUCGCCAUCUCCCUCGAGAACGGCAACUCUCUCGUCCCGACCCUGCCCAUCAAACACGCGUCUUCAUUCAGCCCCGACAAGACCUAUCUCAUGAUCGGAUGCCUGGGCGGGCUGGGCCGUAGCAUCUCGAGGUGGAUGGUCAAGCGCGGCGCCCGGAAGUUCGUCUUGGUCGGCCGGAGCGGCACGGACAGGAAGCCGGCCAGACUGCUUGUGGAAGACCUCCGGGCGUCCGGCGCCGAGGUGACAGUCGUUCGCGGAGACGUGGGCGUCUACGCGGACGUGCAGGCGGCGGUGGCUGCCAUCAAGGGGCCGGUUGGCGGUGUCGUACAGGCUGCCAUGGGACUCCACGAGGCACUCUGGACGAGCAUGCCCAACGAGUGGUGGCACACGGGCAUCGACCCCAAGCUGAUCGGGUCGUGGAACCUCUACAACGCGCUCGAGGGCCGGACGGCCGACCUCGACUUCUUCCUGAUGACCAGUUCCGUGUCGGGCAGCGUCGGGACGGCGACCGAGGGCAACUACUGCGCGGCCAACUACUUCCUGGACGUGUUCGCCCGCUUCCUCCGGACCCAGGGCCUCCCGGGCCUCUCGCUCGGCCUCGGCAUGAUCUCCGAGGUGGGCUACCUGCACGAGAACCCCGAGAUCGAGGCGCUGCUGCUCCGCAAGGGCAUCCAGGCCAUCAACGAGGACGAGCUCCUGCAGAUCAUCGACAUCUCGCUCGGCCACAUGGCCAGCCGCACCAAGUACGACGCCAACGCCUCCUGCCACGUGCUGACCGGCCUGGAGCCCCUGGGGCUGAAGCUCCUCCGGAAGCAGGGCUUCACCGGCACGAACCCGACGCUGAACGACCCGCGCGCCAGCGUCCUGGCCGCCGUCCUCGACAGCGACACGGACAAGAAGCUGAAGGGUAACGACUCGGGCAUGCCCGACGAGCUGGCCGAGGCGCUGGCCAGCGGCCACGAGGGCCAGUCGGUGCUCGAGGCCAUCGUGCAGCUGAUCGUCCAGCGCUUCUCCAACCUCGUCCUGCAGCAGGUCGACCGCAUCGACCCGGGGAGGGCCUUGUCCAAGUUCGGCAUGGACAGCAUGCUCGCGGCCGAGUUCAGGACUUGGUUCUACCAGGCCUUCAAGGUGGAUGUGCCUUUCCUUACUUUGCUGUCGGAGACGACGACGCUUAACACGCUGGGCGAACUGGUUCAUGCGUCCGUCACUGGUUCGAGCUGAGGUGUGGGGUUGUAUGCGGGGUUUCUUUUUCAUUUCUUAAUUAUGAAGUUAUGUCAAAUAGGUAGCUACGAUGUUUUCA
Molecule: messenger RNA, 7270 nt
Organism: Chaetomium fimeti
Lineage: Eukaryota; Fungi; Ascomycota; Sordariomycetes; Sordariales; Chaetomiaceae
Product: ketoacyl-synt-domain-containing protein
Exons: 6
Coding region: 1-7191 (2396 amino acids)
Biological process (GO): secondary metabolite biosynthetic process; fatty acid biosynthetic process
Molecular function (GO): fatty acid synthase activity; 3-oxoacyl-[acyl-carrier-protein] synthase activity; oxidoreductase activity
Source: RefSeq, a predicted model, not a curated record